AUGGAAUAUUCGAAAUCCGAUUCUCAGUUCGGAAUGGCCAGAGUAGUUGCUCAAUCCCCCCUGGAUAUCAAGAAGAUCAGCAUUGAGGACAUUGAGCUUGAGGCUAAAUUGGCUGCGAUGGAGAAAAGACAGCCUAAGAAUUUACAACUUAGCUCUCCUCUUUCACUACGAGCGUGAAUGUUGGAGAACAUAAAUCCCUUCCAGCUAAAGCCUAUAUCCUUGAAGGGUCUCACUAAGAAGAGCUCCUCUGAGAAUAUAGCAAAAAUAAGGUUCGACUACCACGAGUCAAAAAGAUUGGCUUUGAUUAAGUUAAUUAAAUUACGUAAAGAACAAAUUGGGGAAAAGAAAGUUCCCAAGACUGCAAAGGCACAAAAUGGAAAUCUCGUAUCUUUAAAGAGCACCGCUAGGAAAUACAGAAGGUUGCAUAUCAAUAUUAACUCAAGGAGAGAGGCUACCUCUCAGUCACAUGGUAGAGAUCCACCAUCUAAACUUUAUCAACCUCGGGAAUUGAAAUCAAGCCAUACCGUGGAGAGGCUCGCAAAACAGAAAAAGUUUACAUAAGAACCUCAGUUAAGUUUUCAAAGAAUAGUUCGUUGACGAAUAUUGAUUAUUUA
This is a messenger RNA of Moneuplotes crassus, 614 nucleotides long. The record is from the annotation of a GenBank genome assembly. Lineage: Eukaryota; Ciliophora; Spirotrichea; Euplotida; Euplotidae.